Messenger RNA from Nilaparvata lugens (brown planthopper), 955 nucleotides. RefSeq names its product protein FRA10AC1. Lineage: Eukaryota; Metazoa; Arthropoda; Insecta; Hemiptera; Delphacidae. The record is from RefSeq and is a predicted model, not a curated record. Gene Ontology annotation, molecular function: phosphatase activity. Gene Ontology annotation, biological process: dephosphorylation.
CUGAACUCUAACCUAAAAUUUAAAUCCUUGACAAAGUUUAUUGCAAUCAAUCUGACGUUUUUAAGAUGAUUUAGUAUAAUUUAUGUUUCAUCUAGUGAAUUUAUAGAUUUUCUCAAUUAAAAUGUCAAGAUAUUCUAAUCAUUUGAUGUAUAUGACUCCUUUUGAACAACAUAAGAGGCUCAUCAAUGUUUAUGUUCUUCAACGAAAAGGAAGCUCUGAACUUCUAAAAAGAAAUACAUCCAGAGACAAACGCGACAUAGAUGUCAUUCGUGAAAACCAUUGUUUUCUGUGGGAAGACGACGUUGAGCCGAAUUCAUGGGAGAAAAGACUGGCCAAAAAGUACUAUGACAAACUAUUCAAAGAGUACUGCAUCUGUGACUUGAGUCUUUACAAAGAAAACAAGGUUGCUAUGAGAUGGCAGACUGAACCCGAAUUGAUCUCAGGAAAAGGUCAGUUUGUUUGCGGUGAGAAAAAAUGCGCAAAUAAAGAGACGUUGAGAUCGUGGGAGGUGAAUUUCGGAUACAUUGAACAUGGAGAAAAGAAGAAUGCUUUAGUCAAAUUACGAUUAUGUCCACACUGCUCAGAGAAACUGAACUACAAAACGAAAAGGAAAGAAGUGAAAAAGAAGAAACUGAAGCGACUGAAGUCCAACAAAGAUAGGAAACGUGAGAAGGUGUCGUCAACUGAUGCACAGAGUGAGACAGAAGUAGACCAGCCACAGACGGAAGACACAAAUUGUGAGGAAAAUGAAGAUGCCGAGGCAGUUAAUUGGAAGCAGAAACCACCUGACCUUGAGGAACCUUCCAGAGAUGAGGAGUUUGAGGAAUAUCUAGAAGAGCUUCUACUUUGAACUGAAGUAGACCAAGGACUGAAAUACUCUUGAACGUGACAGAAAACCUGGUACUAUAGUGGGGUCCACGUUAAAAAGGCAGUAAAGUAUUUGAUUAACAUUGGU